Chanos chanos (milkfish) is the source of this 1995-nucleotide messenger RNA. It is a transcript of the gene lgsn, whose product is annotated as lengsin, lens protein with glutamine synthetase domain. The record is from RefSeq and is a predicted model, not a curated record. Gene Ontology annotation, biological process: lens morphogenesis in camera-type eye. Gene Ontology annotation, cellular component: membrane; cytoplasm. Gene Ontology annotation, molecular function: glutamine synthetase activity. The transcript has 4 exons. The coding region runs from base 1 to 1995 and encodes 664 amino acids. NCBI's taxonomy places the organism in Eukaryota, Metazoa, Chordata, Actinopteri, Gonorynchiformes, Chanidae.
AUGCAAGAAGCAGAAGAUUCCAGAAUUAGGGAUAAAUCAUCUAAGGACAAAGACCAGGUGGAUGGCACCAAUAUGAGCUCUGACAGUAAGAAGGGAGUGAAAGUCAGUGGGAAGUAUUCAGUUACUGGAGACAGGGAAGGACAAGACAGUUUACCUGGCCUAAGACCAACAGAUAACCCCAUCGUAACUUCCAUUCGUCCUCCACACUGUAGACCCUCUGUAUACACUGACUCUCAGCAGGAGGAGAGUGUCACCAGAGAGGAACAAAUAAAGCAAAGUCACUCCCAUGAAGCAGGUGUCUCAAAGCAAACGAUGGAAGAGCUUAAGAGUGUAUUAAAAGAUACCACCCAGUUACAUACUAAAGAGAGGAAUGAGCAUCAGUCAUGGAGUCCUUACACCUACUUACACGGGACUAAAGCGGAUGGUCGCCAGGAUGAGGGAUCCUCUAAGUCCUUCAGCACUUUCAGACCCCUUACAGAGAGCACUAGAAGAUCCUCAAGGCCCCGGGGUAGCACUGCAUCUCAGCAAGAUGGUGGUUCUUCAAGAUCCCUUGCUUCUUCUACUCAGUCAUCCAGUUUGAGGUCUCCAACUCCCGAAAGGUCUCACUGGGAAGAGACUUGGUCCUCUGAGACAGAUAAUAAUAAGGACACCACCCAGACAGACAUGAUUUGGUCUCGAAGCUUCAUCUCUGAUGUGGAACAGAUAAAACAGUAUAUUUCCCGUGAAGACGUAAGCUUUGUUCGCUUUGAAGCUACAGAUCUCCAUGGAGUGUCCCGAUCUAAAACUGUUCCAGCUCGCUUCUUCCACGAAAAAGCAGUGUAUGGUGUGCCAAUGCCAAGAAGCUACUUAGAGUUAACUCUAAGCCCCAAAAUCAAUGAGGUAGAUCAUCCAAGUGCCCCUAACUUCAGCAGUGACGUGCUAUUGAUCCCUGACCUCUCUACCUUCCGAAUCCUGCCAUGGACUGAACAGACAGCCCGGAUCAUCUGUGACCCCUGCAUGGUCACUGGGACCCCUCUUCGCACCUCGCCUCGUCUUAUUGCCAAGCAAUUGUUAGGUCAGCUACGGAACAUGGGGUUCUCCCUUCAUUCCUGCUUUACCUACGAGUGUUAUAUCCUGGGAGCUCCUGAGAGAGUGGGCCCAAAAACUGUCUUUUUUCCUGCUACCACAUUGCUAAGUAACCAUGACCUCCCCUUUCUGCAGCACCUGGUGAAUGGUAUGUACUACAUGGGUGUAGAUGUAGACAGCUUUGCAUCUGCAAGUGGUCCAGGGCAGAUGGAGAUCUCUUUCAAGCCCCAAUUUGGGAUAGAGGCUGCGGACAGUGCCUUCACAUUUCGCACUGGUAUUAAAGAAGUGGCACGUAAAUUCAGUUACAUUGUCAGCUUCUUUACCGAUGAUGGAAUCUACAAUUCAGGCCUGUUCUCACACAGUCUCUGGGAUGCCAAUGGAAGGCGUAGCCUUUUCCACACUGGAAAUGGGGAGAUGUCUGAAAUAGGCAGGAAGUGGCUUGCUGGUCUUCUUCACCAUGCACCUGCCCUCAGCUGCCUUUUGGCUCCUGGUAUUGGCUGUCGCAGUCAGCUGACAAAGGACAUGAAAGAUCGUAAGCGUCCUUUCUAUGCCACAUGUGGCUACAACAACAACAGCUGUGCAUUCAAUGUGAAGCUUCAUGGUGGUAGACUGACUCACAUCGAUAACAGGCUGGGCUCAGCCAUGGCAAACCCUUACAUUGUGUUAGCUGCUACUGUAGCAGCUGGGCUUGAUGGUAUCAAGCGUAAUCUCAGCGUGGACCAGGGUCUAAACAGAGCUCCAGCCCAGCAGAAAGAGUUUGCUAUCCCUGUUAAGUUGGAGGAUGCUCUAGAGGCUCUGGAGGAGGACAGCAUGCUGUGCGGUGCCCUGGGUGAACCAUUUGUUCAGUAUUUCCUUGCUAUGAAGCGGUUUGAGAUUGAGACUCAGGAGUUGGAUGCAGAGAGGAACAAAAGCCUGGAAUAUUUCAUUUAG